Messenger RNA from Folsomia candida, 1579 nucleotides. Its product is annotated as alpha-L-fucosidase. Gene Ontology annotation, cellular component: lysosome. Lineage: Eukaryota; Metazoa; Arthropoda; Collembola; Entomobryomorpha; Isotomidae. The coding region runs from base 57 to 1502 and encodes 481 amino acids. The transcript is spliced from 6 exons. The record is from RefSeq and is a predicted model, not a curated record. Gene Ontology annotation, biological process: glycoside catabolic process; fucose metabolic process. Gene Ontology annotation, molecular function: alpha-L-fucosidase activity.
UUUGGGUUGUGUUUUUGCAAGCACGGUGCCCAGGACAUUGUCCAAUAAAUGAUAAGAUGGCGGCGCGUCUCAAGACUCGAGCAGAGUUCUUGCUGCUGAUAAUUUUUGCAGUUUUGAAUCCAAUUAAGUCACAAUAUACGCCAGACUGGCCGAGCAUUGAUGCCCGGCCGCUACCUGCCUGGUACGAUCAAGCGAAAAUUGGGAUAUUCAUCCACUGGGGGGUUUACUCGGCCCCAGCAAAAUCCAACGAAUGGUUCGGUGCGGAGUGGUUUGAAUGGGCGUAUAUUUCCGGACAAAAUUAUCCUGGUGAUGGCGGCACCCCUGGGGACCCACCCGGACCUGGAAGUCCAGCGUUGAUUGAGUUUAUGCAAAACAAUUACCCACCUGGAACCACGUACCGGGAUCUGGCUCAAGACUUAACUGCGGAAAGUUGGAAUCCUGACGAGUGGGUGACACUUUUCCAGAAUGCUGGUGCCAAGUAUGUCGUCUUGACGUCGAAGCAUCACGAAGGAUUUACGUUGUGGCCGUCCGCUUACUCUGACCCCAAUUGGAACUCGGUGGACAAUGGGCCACAUAGAGAUCUCGUGGGUGACUUGGCUGCUGCUACGCGACGUGGUGGACUUCGUUUCGGACUCUAUUAUUCUCUCUGUGAGUGGUUGCAUCCGUUGUGGCUACAAGAUAAGAGGAGUGGCUUCUCAAGUAACAGAUUUGUGGAGGAAGUAACAAUGCCCAAGCUUUAUGAAGUGGUUAACCAAUAUCAACCUGACGUAGUAUGGUCAGAUGGUGAGUGGUCGCAUGAUUGGUACUGGAAUUCUACAACAUUUCUUGCUUGGCUGUAUAACGAGAGCCCAGUCAAAGAUUCAGUUGUGGUCAACGACAGGUGGGGCUGGGACACUACAAACACACACGGUGGCUUCUAUUCCGGUCAAGAUCGAUGGAACCCUGGAGUACUCCAGCCACACAAGUGGGAAAAUUGCUUCACACUUGACAGAUAUUCUUGGGGAUUCCGAACCGACAACCGUUUUGAGGACUACAUGAGACCAGAGGAGAUUAUCUCUACUAUGGUUGAGAGUGUGUCUUGUGGAGGAAAUGUUCUUAUCAACGUUGCCCCGACAAGGAAUGGCUCGAUUCCGCUUAUCGAACAGCAACUCCUUGGCGAGCUGGGUGAGUGGUUGGGUAUCAAUGGAGACGCGAUUUACAGCAGCGUCCCGUACGAGGUGCAGGAAGAUGUCACGACGGAUGGCGUGUGGUACACAAGCAACGCACUAGAAACUGUAACUUACGCAAUUGUCACCAGAUUGCCCACGGAGGACACUCCACGUAUCCAGCUUGGCUCGAUUCCCUACGCAGCAGGGAUGACGAUUCAACUACUCGGAAAUCAAGGAAAUUUGGAGUACUCGUGCAGAAUACCGUGCAAUGAUAACCCUGGAAUUACUGUCGUAUUGCCCCCGCAGAAUCAAAUUCGGUCCAAGUACGCAUGGACGUUGGUCAUCACACGCUAGAUAUAAUCGAGCAUAAUAUCCUAAAUAAAUUACGAUGGACUGAUGUCAGUAUAAUAAAAUUUUAUAUCACCAAAUAC